AUGGAAAACAGCCUUCAAAUAUUUGAAUUAAAUGAAUCACUUUGUUUUGAUNCUGGUAUACUUAAACGUCGAGAAAACACAAUAACUACAGUUGAUGCACCACGUAUUAUUUUAUCAGAUGAAGGACUUAAAACUGGUCGAGUAUCACCUUUUAUCAAUUUUCCUCUAUUUGUUAGUAUGACUAUUCGGAGUGUGGGUGUCAUAUUUGGUGAUAUUGGUACAUCUCCUUUAUAUGUUCUCAAAACAUUAUUUGAUUCGCCUCCAGAGGAAGACGCAGUAAUUGGUGCUAUAUCAUUAAUCGUAUGGAGUUUAAUUGUUGUUGUUUCAUUAAAAUAUGCUAUAUUCAUAUUAAUGGCAGAUAAUCGUGGUGAAGGUGGUCCAUUUGCUUUAUGUGGUUUAUUGACUGGUCCAGCAAGUCGUCUUCAUUAUCGUACUAAACAAUUUGUUAGUAUUAUAUGUAUUAUUGCUGCUUGUUUAUUGAUUGGCGAUGGUGCUCUAACACCAGCUGUAUCGAUUUUAUCAGCAUUUGAAGGUUUAGUUAUUGUCAAACCAUCACUUGAAUCAUGGGUUGUACGAUUAUCUGUCAUUGUAAUAAUACUUUUAUUUUUGAUUCAAAGAUGGGGUUCAUCUCGUAUUGGAAUUUUUUUUGGACCAAUUAUGAUUUUAUGGUUUAUUCUAUUAGCAACUAUUGGUAUAUGGCGUAUUACAUAUAAACCUGUUAUAUUCAAAGCAUUAAAUCCAUGGGAAGCAAUGCAUUAUUUAAUUAAAACUAAAAAACAAGGUUUCUAUCAAAUUGGUACUGUUUUUUUAUCAGUUACUGGUUUAGAAGCAUUGUAUGCUGAUUUGGGGUAUUUUGGACGAUGGCCUAUUAGAUUUUCAUGGUUUGCUUUGGUUUUUCCUGCUGUUUUACUUAAUUAUUUAGGACAAGGUGCACUUAUCAUUUUAUAUCCAAAAUUUAUUGAUAAUCCAUUUUAUCGUUCAGUACCACAUUGGGCACUUAUACCGGUUCUUGUAUAUUCAGUUAUAUCAUCAACAAUAGCUUCACAAGCUAUUAUAACUGGUUCAUUUUCUUUAGUUUCACAAGCUAUUGCAAUGGGUUUUUGUGUUGCAUUUACUGUAAUUCAUACAUCGCGUUCAAUAAUUGGUCACAUUUAUGUUCCAGCUGUAAAUUAUUUUCUUUUAGCUCUUACACUUGCUGUAACCAUUGGUUUUCAAACAAUAGAUCGUAUUACAGAUGCUUAUGGAGUAACAGUAUGUAGUGUUAUGGUUAUAACAACAAUUCUUUAUAUGAUGGUUAUACGUUGCACUUGGUUAAAACCAAUGUGGCUUGUAGCUUUAUUUGGAUUUUUUUUAAUUAUUGAUCUAUAUACAUUUGCUGCAAUUUGUACAACAAAAAUUGCUUCUGGUGGUUGGGUUGCUAUUAUUAUUGCAUUUAGUCUUUUUAUAUUUUCAUUUAGUUGGUUUUAUGGAAAUAUUCGCCUUAGUAAUUAUUUAUCUAAACAUUGUAAAACAAAUUUAAUAGAAGAUUUACCAAAUCGACUUGGACUUACAAGUUUUGAUCGUUCAUUAAAUGAUGACGAAAACUCAAAUAUAAGUGUAACCAAUGACGACAACGACGACGAUGAUGAUGAUGAUGAUCAAAAACACAAAGAAAGAAACAAAAAGAGAGCAAAAUUAAUAAAUAAUGAGCAAAAAAAUGAAUCAAUAUCGGUCGUAGAAAAUCUUCAAGCUUCGGUCUUAAUAGAAAAUGUCGAAGAAAAUAAUUUAUAUAAAAAGAAUAAUGUAAUAGCUCGUGGCGUUGGCUGUUUUUUAACAACAUCAAAAAAAUAUACUCCAGAUGUAUUUGAAAAUUUUCUUAAUCGAACGCAUGCUUAUCCAGAAAUAUUAAUAUUUCUUAAAAUCGAAUAUGCACGAAUGCCAAAUAUUGAUGAUGAUCAACGUUUAAUCGUUCGAACUUUUGGAAAUAAUAUUUAUCAUAUAACAUCAAUAUUUGGUUAUACAGAAACAAAUAUUAGUCUUUUUAAUAUUCUUCAUUUAGCACAACAACUUUAUCAUAUUCCUAUUACAAACGAUGAAUCAGAAAUAACUUUUUUUCUUCCUUAUCAAACAAUACAUGUUAAUAAACAUGGAUGGAGAGCAUGGUUAAGAUUAAUUCCAUUAUAUAUUUAUUCUAUAUUAAAACAAUUAUAUCCAGGAAUACCAUUAAAUUUUAAAUCCGUACCAGAAAAUACCAUUUAUAUUGGAAUUCUUGCUGAUUGCUAA
Molecule: messenger RNA, 2262 nt
Organism: Rotaria sp. Silwood2
Lineage: Eukaryota; Metazoa; Rotifera; Eurotatoria; Philodinida; Philodinidae
Source: the annotation of a GenBank genome assembly